GUAGAUUGGAGAAGAUAUUGAAAUAUGAGUUCUGAUAAAUUCUAUUUGGGAUGGGUAUAAAUAAUGUGAUAGUGGGAAUAUUAUUAAAUAUGGAAGAUAAUCAAGAGCAGCCUGAUUUAGAGCAAACAGAUCAGACCAUACUUGACUUGAUGCAAAACCUUAAACAAAUGAAGAAACAACUUGGUUUCAUGGAGUAUUUCUAUGCCGGAGUCCUCUUUGCUCAGAACUUUCAAAAGUUUGCUGAUAAAGAUCAUCAAGAGAACAAACUUGGUGACUACCAGUUUAAAAAUAUGACCGAUCAAAUUUUGAAAGCUAGGACUUGGUCUGCACGGAUGCAGCUCUCAUUCAAACAGAAAUCUUUGUAUUUCUACAAUCAGUUUGCAAGUGAUGGUGUCUCUGACAGUAGCACCAAAGACAAUGAAGAAGUCUUUAAGAAGCCUGUUGUCAAACCUAGAAAGAGUGGGCUUAAAGAUAGUAAGAAAGCAAGCAAGAGACUUCACUUAGCUGUUGAAGAUACAUCUGCAUUUGACUCAGACCACGACAGCGAUGACAGUCAUCUUGAAAAGUCUAAGAAUGGAUACAAACGUCCUAAGCUUGUAGACUCCGAUGACUCUGAUGAUGAUAGGGACACCAAACACCAUCGAUCUCGUAAGUAUGAAGAGUCCAAAGAAGAAGCCAAACAAGACCCAUCUGAUGAAGCCAAGCAGCUUGUCGUUGGCGAUUGCAAAAUCUGUCUGGAUGACAUCCAGAUGGACGAAGUGCAAGGCAUCGACACUUGCGCCCACUUGUUCCACAAAGAGUGUUUGCAGAAGCACCUCGAAACAUCGAUCGACAGCAACAAGAUUCCGCUGGUGUGUCCGAUCGUGGAGUGCAAAGAAGAAGUUCCGUUCGGAAUCGUCAGAGAAACUUUGACGAAGGAGUAUGUGGAGCGGUUCGACUUGUUCUCGUUCAAAAUGGCUAUGAACCAGAAUGCUCAGAAGUUCAUGGCAUGUCCCACUCCGGAUUGUGAGUAUGUUGUGUGAGUUGAAGGGAAUGAUCUCAAAGCCAAUCCUAAAUUCAAAUGCAAAAACUGAGGCAUCGAGUACUGACUGGAAUGUGAGAGCGAAUGGCAUAAUGAAAUCAGCUGUAAAUUAUUCCAGGAAACAUAUGGGAAAGGAAGGCUUGAUUUCAAUGAUCAAAAGGCGAUUGACCAUGCUGUUAGCCACAACAUGAAAAGAUGCCCAAAUUGCAGACUCUGGUGCUAUAAAGUUGAUGGUUGAAACGAAAUCACUUGCAUAUGAGGAGCAUACUUUUGAUAUGGCUGAGGUAUAAGUUACGAUCAGAUGGACGGUUGAGAUUGAGGAGACUACUAAGUUUGAAUUAAAGCUAUUAAUUUAGUACAUUCAGUAACAUUCUCCUGCUUACAAAGAGAUUUCGCUUUCCAAACCGGCUUUGGCAGCUCCUUGGUCGAGGAAGCAGCCAAAGCCGGCUCAAGAAAGACCGAUUUCCAUGUAGAAUACAAGGAUUUUAGGCCUUUCCAGCCGGAUUUAUCCAGGAGAAAUCUGGCUCAAGCACAUUGAGAUCCAUGUAAUCUACAUGGAAAUCGGCCUUUCUUGAAGGCAAAGUGACGCAUAAUGAAGGCAAAGUGACGUCACUUUGCCUUUGGAAAGACCGAUAUCAAUGUAUUUGUAUAUAAUAAAUUAAAUAUGUAUGAGUUU
Messenger RNA from Moneuplotes crassus, 1697 nucleotides. Lineage: Eukaryota; Ciliophora; Spirotrichea; Euplotida; Euplotidae. The record is from the annotation of a GenBank genome assembly.